Echinostoma caproni is the source of this 405-nucleotide messenger RNA. The record is from the annotation of a GenBank genome assembly. Lineage: Eukaryota; Metazoa; Platyhelminthes; Trematoda; Plagiorchiida; Echinostomatidae.
AUGGUGAUGAUGUUUCGGAGGAUGAAUUCGGAUGAUGACGAUGAUUCGGAUGAUGAUGAUGAUGAUGGCGAGGAUGAUGAUGAUGAUGUGAUGAGGUUGAUGAUGAUGGAGACGUUGAUGACGAUGAUGAUGAUGAUGAUGAUGACGAUGAUGAUGAUGAUGAUGAUGAUGAUUCGGAUGAUGACGAAGACGGUGGAAGACGAUGAUGAUGAUGAUGUUGUUGAUGAUCAUGCUCAUGAUGAUGACGAUGAUAUUGAUGAUGUUGAUCAUGAUGAUGAUGGUGAUGAUGAUGAUGUUAUUGAUAAUGAUGUUGAUGAUAAUAAUGCUGAUGAUGAUGUUGGUCACGAUGAUGAUGAUGAUGAUGAUCAUGAUCAAGAUGAUGAUGAUGAUGAUGAUGAUGAUGAU